Cheilinus undulatus (humphead wrasse) is the source of this 3235-nucleotide messenger RNA. RefSeq names its product anoctamin-9. Gene Ontology annotation, cellular component: plasma membrane. The record is from RefSeq and is a predicted model, not a curated record. The coding region runs from base 358 to 2694 and encodes 778 amino acids. Gene Ontology annotation, molecular function: chloride channel activity; protein dimerization activity. The transcript is spliced from 24 exons. Gene Ontology annotation, biological process: chloride transmembrane transport. NCBI's taxonomy places the organism in Eukaryota, Metazoa, Chordata, Actinopteri, Labriformes, Labridae.
ACGUGUGCAUCGGCUGAAACACAGCACUGCAUUUUUACGUGUUUUUGUAAGUGUUAAGAUUGACUGCAACGCUGAACUGACUGAACUGAGAAAAAAAGGUGGUGGCCAGAAGGAUAAAUGUUGUGACACGAGCAACAGGUAGAGUUGCUUUUACAUUCCUCAGCUAGUGAUACAAGAACACGUUUGUUCCCUGGGGAAGUACGGAAGUUGAAUACCGCCUGUGUCUGAGCUCUCAGGUCGUUUCAAAGCCGGGAGUAUCGGUGAGUUUACCGCGAGGUUUGGGGAUCAUUGAAUGCUGACCGAGAUUUUUAAAUCCAGAAGGGAGUCAGUCUGCAUCUUCAUUCAGCCCUGCUCAUCAUGCCCGUCCACAGGAGGCAGCCCAGUAUUGAACUUCUUGAAUUUAUGGGAGUGGUGAAAGAGAAUGGAAAUGAACAGACAUCACUUCCUCCUGUGCACACUCCUCUCUCGUAUGACUACGUCCUGGUUGCAAAAACCAUAGAUAACCAGCAGAGAGAGGCGUUCAAGAAGCAAACUGAAUACAUCGAAGAGCUGAAAAAGAAGAACAUGAAAGUCACUAAAAUCAUAGAUGAUGAUCUGGUCUUUUACGGGAUUCAAGCACCCAAAGAAAUAUUUGAGAAGUACAGGUACCUGCUCCGAGUGUCAGAUGCUUGUAACUGGAGCUCGGAUCAGAACGUGGUACCACUCAGCACCAGGAUAAGGAUUGUCCACUUCAUCCUGAAUCACACACCUAUACGUUCAGGAGAGGGUCUGCGGGAUCUUAUGAAGAUGAGGGUUUUCGAGGCACGCUUCUGUUUGCACGAGAAAAAGAAGCAGCGAGAGCUGAAGGAGAGCUGGGCACGAUGGACAGCCUGUCUCCAAGGGCAACCCAUAACUGCUGUCAGAAAUUACUUUGGGGAGAAGGUGGCCUUGUACUACCUGUGGCUGGGCUGGUACACGUAUCUGCUCAUCCCUCCUGCUCUCAUCGGGGUUAUAGUUUUCCUUUAUGGCCUUGCCUUCUUCAACAGCUCACCCCUCAUAAAGGAGGUCUGUGAUUCCGACACGGUGAUGUGUCCACUUUGUGACAAAAGAUGCAAAGUGUGGCAGCUCUCCGACACCUGCACAUAUGCAAAGGUGAGCCUGCUGUUCGAUAAUAACGGCACAGUGCUCUUUGCAAUGUUCAUGGCAGUGUGGGCCACGCUGUUUCUGGAGUUCUGGAAAAGACAUCGGGCCUCCUAUGUGUGCGAAUGGAAAGUGUCUGAUUGGUGUGAAGAGGAGGAGGAACUGAUUCUGGAAAUAGUAAACAACGUUAACUGUGCACCAAAAAAACACAAACAUUCUUAUCUGCGCAGCACUCUGGUCCUGAUCUGUGUCACUGUCAUGAUACUCGUGAUCAUCGGCCUGACCCAUGCCCUGGUGGUGUUCAGAGUUAUUGCAGCGGGGCUCCUGGCUAUGGGAUCAUGGGAGUUCCUGAGCACCCACUCUAACAGCGGGGCCAUGAUGCUUGGGGCCGUCCUCCAUUACCUCAUCAUCACGGUCAUGACACGGAUCAACAGGAUAGUCGCCAUGAAGCUGUGUGAAAUAGAGGAAACCCGAUCGUUCGCUGCCACAGAGAAAAGUUUCACUGUUAAGAUGUUCACCUUCCAGUUCUUCACAUAUUUCUCCUCUCUCUUCUACGUCGCUUUCUUUCUUGGCAGGAUAAAUGGUCAUCCAGGUGGAUAUGUCCGAAUUGCUGGACAGUGGAGACUAGAAGAGUGCCAUCCUAGUGGGUGCCUCACAGACCUGUUCAUCCAAAUGGCAAUUAUAAUGGUACUCAAACAAACCAUCAGUAAUGUCUUUGAGUUCACUGGCCCCUGGUUCUGCCGUUGGCUGAAGAGAAGACAGACGAGGAAGCUGCAGAGGAAAUGUGCUCACUGCUACCUGAAAGACGAAUCAGAGGCCAAAUAUGGAUCUGAACUUUGUGAGAACUGCAAGCUCCGAGACUGGCUCAGCAACUACAGGCUGAAUGAUGUCGACUCCUUCAGCCUGUUCAAUGAGUUUCUGGAGAUUGUGAUCCAGUUCAGCUUUACCACCAUAUUUGUGGCAGCGUUUCCCCUUGCUCCUCUGCUCGCCCUCAUUAAUAAUAUCAUCGAGAUUCGCUUGGAUGCUAUAAAAAUGGUCACUCUGGAGCGCAGACUGGUUCCUAAGAAAACAAAUGAUAUUGGUGUGUGGAUUGAUGUGUUGGAGGCGAUCGGUGUCCUGGCUGUCAUUGCAAACGGGCUGGUCAUUGGUGUUUCCUCAGACUUCAUUCCUCGACUGGUGUACCACUAUCGCUAUGGCCCAUGUGCCAACGGCACGGUCACAGAUGUUGACUGCAUGGCUGGAUACAUCAACAACUCCCUCUCUAUUGCACGAAUGGAUGACAAAAGCCUAAAAAAUGAGUUUACAAAAUUUCAGAUGAUCACCCCCAGUGGACUGAACGUCUCCUCUUGCAGCUACAAAGACUACAGGAGCAAUGAGGACUACAGUCUCACCCCACAGUUCUGGCUGAUAUUAGCUGUGCGCUUUGCAUUUGUCAUUCUGUUUGAGCAUGUUGUCGUCAUAUGUAAAUUCAUAGCGGCCUGGUUUGUACCGAGUGCUCCCAUGCAGGUCAAGAAUGACAGACUCUUUGAUAAACUCAACAGACUGAAAGAGGAGCUCAGUUCAUUCGAAGUGUGACAGCCCUGAGACCCUUUAAUGCUCCACAUUUUCCACAGAGGACAUGAACCCAGUGUUGCCUUGUGCAUUAAGAUGUCCGACUAUCGCAGUGUUGAGUCCACUUUAAAGCCAUUAAUCGUCUCUUCAGAGUUCGGAUGAAGGCUCUCACUCUCUUUUAUUGUUUGCAGUCAAAUGUUAAGUGCUGCUAUCUUGAUCCUCGGCUAUAAAAUGGACUUUUAAGACAGAAAGGUGGUAUGCUAACUGAUUUUACUGGCGAUGUCUUGUAUGAGAUUAUUAUGAUUCUAUUUUAAGAAUGCGUAGAUAGCUUGCUGUUGGAUCUCUAUAUUUGUGAGAAACAUGUGAGUGUUUUUAUGGAAGCCUAAGUAUAAUUUAUACUGCUUUUGCACAUGAAGUAAAGAUUGUGUGCUACAAUGCUGCCUUAUAUGGUAAAAAGCGCUGUGAUGAAUGUCAGCUCUGCAGAUGCAGUCCGAUGGUGUUUUUUGUAAAUCAGACAUGAGAAUGUUUUGCAUUGUAAUAUUUUAUAUUAUUGAAUAAAAGAGGA